UACAUUAAGAAAAAUGAAAAGUUCAAAUUAAAUUAUGAGCAAUGCCACUUUAAACCGAGGUGUGACGUCAGUCAGCGGCUCGCGGGCUGGACUCGUCGUGGAGAGACGCAGCUGUCCACCACCGGGACGGGACACUUUGAACCCCGAAGGACAUUUCGUGUCUUUUAUUAUCUCACUAUUAGUCUCGUGCUUCAGGGUCCAACGGCAUGUUUUACGAUAUUUAACAACACCUUUUUUCAUUUAGUGUCACAUUGAUUUUAAGAGUCAUUGGUCUUUCUUCUUAUAAUAAAUCAAAUCACUGUUUGCCCUUCAGAGAAGGUUUUAUCAUGGACUCAUUCAAACAACAGAGAGUGGAGGACUUCUAUCAAAUCGGUGAAGAGCUGGGAAGAUCCAUGAUUACUGUGUCAGCGGCCAGUUCGCCAUCGUGAAGCAAUGCAGAGAGAAAAGCUCCGGUCUGGAAUUCGCCGCCAAAUUCAUCAAGAAGCGGCAGAGCAUGGCGAGCUCGCGCGGCGUGCGGCGGGAGGAGAUCGAGCGGGAGGUGGACAUCCUGCGGCAGACCCAGCACGCCAACAUCGUCACCCUGCACGACGUCUACGAGAACCGCACCGACGUGGUGCUCAUCCUGGAGCUGGUCUCUGGGGGGGAGCUCUUUGACUUCCUGGCGCAGAAGGAGUCUCUGAGCGAGGAGGAGGCCACUCAGUUCAUCAAGCAAAUCCUCCAGGGGGUCAACUACCUCCACGCCAAGAAAAUAGCCCACUUUGAUCUCAAGCCUGAGAACAUCAUGCUGCUGGACAAGAACGCGCCGUUGCCCAGAAUCAAACUCAUCGAUUUCGGCCUCGCCCACAAGAUCGAAGCCGGCGUCGAGUUCAAGAACAUCUUCGGGACUCCUGAGUUCGUAGCGCCGGAGAUCGUGAACUACGAGCCGCUGGGCCUGGAGGCGGACAUGUGGAGCGUCGGGGUCAUCACCUACAUCCUGCUGAGCGGCGCGUCGCCCUUCCUCGGGGAGACCAAGCAGGACACGCUGGGCAACAUCUCCGCCGUGAACUACGAGUUCGACGAGGAGUUCUUCGGCCACACCAGCGCGGCGGCCAAGAAGUUCAUCAGCCAGCUGCUGGAGGAGGACAAGAAGAAAAGAUUAACUAUUCAAGAUGCUCUUAAUCACCCAUGGAUCAAGUCCAACGAGCACAAGGAGGAGAGCAAAGCUCAGGAACCCAAGAAGCGGGAGCGCCGCCAGCUGAAGACCACGCGCCUGAGGGAGUACACCAUCAAGUCCCACUCCAGCAUGCCGCCCAAUAACACCUACGUCAACUUUGAGCGCUUCGCCCAGGUGGUGGAGGACAUCGACCAGAUGGAGGGCUCCUUCGCCCGGCUCGCGGCGGCCCACGACUCCCUGCAGGAGGACAUCGACGCCACGGUGUCCAUCUACAACGAGAAGGAGGCCUGGUACAAGGAGGAGAGCGAAGGCGUCCGCCACGAGCUCUCGCAGAUCCGCUACGAGUUCCGCAAGGUGGAGGCCCUCAAGAGGAGCCUGCAGGACGACAUGCGGGCCUUCGGCUCCGGCCUCGGCGCCGUCAGCGGCCGCUACCGGGAGAGGCAGAGCCACUUCGAGGCGCUGCGUCUGGAGCUCGCCAACGAGCUGAAGUGGGUGCAGGAGGUGAUGGGUUCUUUCCCCGCGGACGGAGGAGGAGGAGGAGGAGGUCACACCGGCUGCAGCUUCUCCACCGUCUUCAACGACGACGUGAACGAAGCCCUGAAGGAGCUGCUGAACCGCUCCCGGGGAGGAGAGCUGCUGACCGGGAUCAACCUGGACCUUGAAGCUGGACAGCAGAGAUGAUGACAGCGGCCGGUAUUUCUAACCCAGCUCACCUGAGGCUACUCCACUACCCAGCAUGCACCUGGCUGCAUAGUGUCCGGUGACAGCACAAACAAGGAGGAUGAAAACAGUGGGAGGUUGAGUCAACAUCUUCACAGAGACGCGAAUCCAUCAUGGUCCAGGACCAAGCCGCUGAUGCAGGAGCAGGACUCUGAUUGGUCCAGAGGAGAUGGACUCUGAUUGGACCACAGGAGGUGGACUCUGUGUCUACAUCAUGAUGCUUGGUGCUCAAAGACAGUCAAAAACGAUGCACAAUGUUUCUCUUGUAUUUUGUUGGUUUGCAAACGGGCCACAACAGCAUCCCUGUGUGGCAUGACGUCAAUAAACAACUUUGAAUUUAGGAAACGUUUAUUGCCAUAGUAUGUUUAUUAUGUUUAUAGUACGUUUAUAGUACGUUUAUUGCCAUAGUAAUCCUUGGAUUGAUGCUUCGUACUUUUUGAUGAUCGAAUAUAAAGGACUGAAGAUAAACAUUUACAUGCCGAAAAUAAGGAAAUGUUCAAAAAGCCAAGUCCUCUCAGCAUAACUUUUACUGAAGGAGAUGAAGUGGCUUUUUCUUUAUUUACUACAAUAACCUUUAUUUGUGGUUGAUUGUAGCGCCCCCCGGAGGACUAAAGCAGUAGUGUCUCCUACCACCAGGGUCCCUUUAGAAGCCCUCUCACAGCAGGGGGCCUGGGCGUGUGUUCAUUAUGACUCAUUACUCAAAACCCAUUCUACCCAACAAACAAGUUGUACAAAACAUAUAUAUAUAUAUAUAUAUAUGUGUGUGUGUGUGUGUGAUACAUGGAUUUAAAAAUAUAGUUAUAUACAGUAUAUUAGAUGUUGUUUUUAUUAUAAUGUGUUCAUAAUAUGUGUUUUACACUAUUGUAUAACUGAAAAUACACAAAGGAAGC
Molecule: messenger RNA, 2763 nt
Organism: Pungitius pungitius (ninespine stickleback)
Lineage: Eukaryota; Metazoa; Chordata; Actinopteri; Perciformes; Gasterosteidae
Gene: dapk2a
Product: death-associated protein kinase 2a
Exons: 8
Coding region: 494-1834 (446 amino acids)
Biological process (GO): protein phosphorylation; intracellular signal transduction; positive regulation of apoptotic process
Cellular component (GO): nucleus; cytoplasm
Molecular function (GO): protein serine/threonine kinase activity; ATP binding
Source: RefSeq, a predicted model, not a curated record